This is a messenger RNA of Astyanax mexicanus (Mexican tetra), 7400 nucleotides long. RefSeq names its product G protein signaling modulator 1b (gene gpsm1b). The record is from RefSeq and is a predicted model, not a curated record. Lineage: Eukaryota; Metazoa; Chordata; Actinopteri; Characiformes; Acestrorhamphidae. The coding region runs from base 1911 to 4043 and encodes 710 amino acids. The transcript has 14 exons. Gene Ontology annotation, molecular function: protein binding; GTPase regulator activity.
GGACUUCUGCGUGAUGCUCCGGGUGUCCUUCCAGCCGAGGCACUCUGGAGAAUUAGGGCAGCUUGUGGCUCUUAAAGGCUCAUUUACCCUGCUGAGCAAUACUGCUGUCACACUGCCGUCAUUCAUCGCUACCCGUAACCCGGUCGCUGGAGCCUCGGCGAGACCCUCGGCUUGAGAAACGACAGCAUUCGUCACCGGAGACAGUGCUGGGGCUCGUGGUGAAGCAGUCGGCUCGUGAUUUGGUGGAUUUGUUGGGAGAGAACAGCAGGCAGAGCUGGUGGGCGGAAGACUCCGGUAACAGAAUGGAUUUUUGAUUGAAAUGACCUUGCUGCCCGUGGACCUUCGAGUGGGUGGUAGAAACUGCAAGCCUUCCAAGAUAUUCUUUUUUUUCUUGAGAUAUUACAUAAGAUCUUAGUAUUGAAACUCUGAAAGAUACUUUCUGCUUCUUACACAAGACAUUUUUGCCUGUUUUUACCUCCUCAACAUUGUCGAUUUGAGAACUUCUCGAGAACCUUUUGUAGGUUCUUGUUGAACCGCUUGCUUUUAGUUUUAGGGAACCUUGUUUUUGCCUGUUUUUACUGAUUCUUCAAGACUUUGACUUUGUCCAAAAUUGUCCAUUUGCGUAAGAUGCCUGGUAAUUUGAAGAUUUUAAGGACACCCUGUUUCUUGAUAGCUUCCACAAGACUCUCUAAAAAUCUAAUUCUAAAGAAUAAUCUAAAAAGGGUAAAACAACUAAACUUUGGGACUUUGUUUUAAACUUUUAGGUUGUUAAUUUUAAGGUCUUUGAGGAAACCCAGCAUCUUCAAGACUCCUUGUAAAACAUCCAGUCUUUUAAAGACACUGAGGACAACCUUUCACGAGACUCUGUCAUCUAAAGACUUUAAGGACACUCUGUUUUUCAUAUGUGGUCAAUUUUUAAGUGUAUGACCACAUCUUUGGAUUACUUGUUUAAGACAGAUGUCAAAUUCUUUGUGGACACGUUCUUUUUAUCUAGAUAAUUUCUUAAAAAACUUCAGAAUUGUCCAUUUGUCUAAGAUGUCAGAUUUGGUAGCUUCUCCAAGACUCUUUCCAUUUUCCUGUCUGUGUAAAACAUCCAGUUUUUUUUUAAGACGUUGAGGACAACCUGUCCAAAUUUUGUAUGAACCCCCUUUAAAUUGUGACUUCAGGAUUGUCCAUUUGUUUAAGACAUGGGAAUUCUUUGAAUCUUUUUGAGGACACAUUGAUUUGAAAGCUUACUCAAGACAUUUUAAAUUCAAGAUCGUCUCAUUUGUGUAAGAUACUGGAAAUUUUGUAGGGACACUCUGUCCACUCCGUCCAUUGUCCCAUCUAUGUAAAACAUCCAAUCUUCUAAAGACGUUGAAGCCCCUUUUUUUUUUUUUUUUUUGCUAUUAAGACUGUGACUUCAGGAUUGUCCAUUUGUUUAAGACAGGAUUUCUUUAAAGCCUUUUGAGGACACGAUAAUUGGACACUUUCCUCAAGACUCUGUCCAUGUUUUGGUAGCUUGUUUUCAUCUAUAUAAGACAUUACCCUUUUUUUAAAGACUUUGAGGACAUUGGACAGUUUCUUCAAGACCAAUGUGAAAAAUAUCUAAUCAUCUAGUCAUCAAGUUACCUGAUGUCCCCUUUUUGACUGUUACUUUAAAUCUGUGAUUUUAAGGUUGUCCCUUUUUUGAAGUCUUUGAGGACGUCCAAUUUUGUUAGCAUCUUCAAGACUCAAGACUGUCAAUUAAAUCAUCUGUGUGAAACAUCCAAUCUUCUAUAGACGUUGAGGACAACCUGUUUUUGCCUGUUGUCCAAAUUCCAUGUCCACCUUUUGGAUAAAAUCUUUGAGGACACCUUGAUUUGGUAUUGUCUUCUCAUCUACAUAAGACAUCCAAUUUUCUAAAGACUUUUUCUAAAGAAAAGUUCACGAUGAGUCACUGUCAGGUCUUGCUUUGUAACCGUAAGCCUUUGGACAUAAGUUUGAACGUCCCAAUGUCCCCCGAAGCCUGUCCUCUGAGUGCGGCUCAGAUUGCAGUAUGCAGGCUGGUCCAUCGGGGUCCCAGACCCCAGUCCACCUUAAAACCCAUCCGGACAGAGCUGGGGGUCUACGUGGAGAAGAGUCGCGCUAAACGGAAACACAGGAUGGAGGCGUCGUGUCUGGAGCUGGCGUUAGAGGGGGAGAGGCUGUGUAAAGCCGGAGAUUUUAAAGGUGGAACAGCGUUCUUCGAGGCUGCAGUUCAGGUGGGAACUGAAGACCUGAAGACCCUCAGUGCCAUUUACAGCCAGCUGGGCAACGCUUACUUCUACCUCAAAGAGUACGGCAAGGCUCUGGAGUACCACCGACACGAUCUCACCCUGGCCAGGACAAUAGGAGACAGGAUUGGGGAGGGGAAGGCCAGUGGAAACCUGGGUAACACUCUGAAAGUGCUGGGACGCUACGAUGAAGCGGCUGUGUGCUGCCAGAGACACCUGGACAUCUCCCAGGAGCAAGGAGACAAGGUGGGAGAGGCCCGGGCUCUGUAUAAUAUUGGGAAUGUAUUUCAUGCUAAAGGGAAGCAGCAGUUGUGGGGCUGCUCUCAGGAGCCUGGAGAUCUGCCGGCCGACGUCCGGGACACCCUGCAGAGAGCCACGGCCUUCUACGAGAUGAAUCUCUCGCUGGUGAAGGAACUGGGGGACCGGGCGGCUCAGGGACGAGCUUUCGGUAACCUUGGCAACACCCACUACCUGCUGGGUAAUUUUGUGGAGGCCAUCAAGUUCCACCGGGAGAGACUCUCCAUCGCUAAGGAAUUUGGUGAUAAAGCAGCGGAGAGAAGAGCCUACAGCAACCUGGGAAACGCUCUGAUCUUCCUCGGCCAGUUCAACUCCGCCACAGAGUACUACAGGAAGACGCUGCAGUUGUCUCGGCAGCUGAAGGAUCAGGUGAUGGAGGCUCAGGCCUGCUACAGUCUGGGGAACACCUACACCCUGCUGCAGCAGUACGACCGCACCAUCGACUACCACCUUAAACACCUGCUCAUCGCCCAGGAGCUCAACGACAGGGUUGGAGAAGGUCGAGCAUGCUGGAGUCUGGGAAACGCCUACGUGUCUUUAGGAAACCACCGGCAGGCCCUGCACUACGCCCGUAAACACCUCGACAUCUCCAGAGAGAUUGGAGACAGGAACGGGGAGCUGACGGCCAGGAUGAACGUGGAGCAGCUGAUGGAGGCUCUGGGCGUGAAGGAGGGAGAUCUUUCUCCAUGUGGUUCAGAGUUUGAGAUGCAGGGAGCUCGACCAAAGUUCACUAAGAGGAACAGCAUGGACAGUGUGGAGCUCUGGAAGUACAGUUCAGAAAAGAAUGGAGACGGGCAGGACAUGGACAGCAUGUCCAGGAAGUCUAAGAGUCAGCUGUCUCAGUCCAGCCGGAGGAAAGGAUACUCAGACAGCCAAUCAUCAGACGACAGGCAGUGGCUGGACUCACCUGUGGACACGGAUGACAUCACUGUGCAGGUCCCGCCCCCGAAGUUGGGUCGAGACCCCUCCGAUGAGGACUGCUUCUUCGAUCUACUCAGCAAGUUCCAGAGCAGCCGCAUGGACGACCAGCGCUGCCACCUCGACGAUGGCGCUAACGGACAGGACGAGGACAGCCCCUCCAGAGACUCCGCCCUCAACGACAUGCUCGAUGCCAGCCUCCUCACUUCCCCUCAGACGGAGGAGCUGUUUGAUCUGAUCGCCAGCUCUCAGAGCAGGCGGCUGGACGACCAGCGGGUGAACGUGGGGAACCUGCCGGGUCUGAGGAUCACCCACAACAACCUGGGCACCCUCUGCUCUGACCCCGACCCUCAGGAGCCCAGCGACGACUUCUUCAACAUGCUCAUCAAGUGCCAGUCCUCCAGAAUCGACGACCAGCGCUGCUCUCCUCCUGAAGGUGGUCCCCGGGCCCCCACGGUCCCAGAUGAAGACUUCUUCAGCCUCAUCCAGAGGGUCCAGGCCAAGCGGAUGGACGAACAGCGCGUCCAGCUGCCGUCUGACAACCAGAGCGACCAGCAAGACGAUGAGGAUCCUUCUGCUGGAGACUCCAGCUAAACCUUCACCAUACGAGGGACUAAAAGAGUCACGGGGGAAAGUUAAGAAAGAGAGAACUGAGCCUAAAACUUCAAACCGCAGGACCAGAUGAUGUCCUGGCUUUACAAUCGCGUCUACGUUCUCUUGGGAUCCUGAGAAGAACCUUAACGUUUGUUCCACCAAGACCGUGAAGUGCAUUUGCCAACUUUGAGUGCACACCAGGUGCCAUUUUCCUCAAUGUCCUGGUGAUCAAAUAGCAUUGAGUGUUAGCGUUAGCAUUGAGCCUCACUUCAGAACUGGGUGCACUGUAUGUACUAAACGCACCUUACGUGGUUUAAUUAGCCACAAAUGACCAGCAGCUAAUGCUCAGAUGCUAACGCCCAUGCCCCACUAGGCUCCUCUUUUUUGGGCUGGGCUAGUACAACAGUGGGGACUAGCUAGCGGCUAAGAGCUAGCAGCUAGCAGCUGACUUUUGUGAUCUAGCCAACUUUUCAGAUUCAUCGCUAUUGCUAAAGUCUCCAAACAGAAGCCAAAAGUUCCAAAUGAAAGGACUUUUGUUAUAUUCCUCUUGCGUAUACUGCCUUAAUUCAGUUCCUGGACUCCGAUUGUAUUCUCUAGUGUUGGGUACUCUCUUUGUGAGUGUUUUUCACAAAUUUCACGGAAGCUUAAACCUCUGGGGUUGACCAAUGCGCUAGCAUAAAAAAUUAUGUUUCUUGAUGUUUUUAAUCGAUAUAUUUGCGAUAAAACUGCACAGAUAAGGGGUUAAACACUAUGGCCCAAUAUCCUAUGUUCAAAUCCCUGGUCGUGCUACUCUGGCAUCAGCGGCCAGAGCCUGAGAGAGAGUACAGUUGGUCUCAGAUGGUCUCUCUUGGUGGGUACAGUAGGUGGCGCUCUAACUGCCCAAGUUAAAUUGAGGAGAAAAUGCUAAAAGACUUAGCACUCAGGUUUAGCAAGUUGGGAAGCAGGUUAGCCUUAAUGCUAAUAGACAGUGUCUUCACAGUUAGAGUCACAAUGUUAACAGAUACAGCAGCUAGGAUUUAAAGAUUUGAAGCCGUGUAGCCGCAAUGCUAAUAGUCAGCCUUUUUAAAGUCGGAGCUGCCAUGCUAACAGCUGACCUUAGCAGGGUUGGAGUGAUUGCUAAUAGCCAAGCUUUUUUAGGGCUGGAUCUGUAAUGUUAACAGACACAGCUAGCCACAUCGCUAACAGUAGGGAUAUUUGAAGAUGGUUAGCCAAGAUGCUACAAGCUGGCUUCAGCAGAGUUGACACAGGAACAACAACCAAUCGUAGCAGCCUGUUCAGGGUUGGAGCCAUGAUGCUAGUAGACACGGCAGCCAGGCAACGAAAGGUUUGAAAUGGGUUAGCCUCAAUGCUAACAAAGACAACAGCUGGGCUCAGAGGAUUUGAAGCUGUAUGGCCGUGAUGCUAACAUUCGGGCUCAACAGGGUUGGAACAGAUUAGCCUCACUGCUAACACCCAGCCUCUUUAGAGUUUGAAGCCCUGAUGCUAACAGACACAGUUUUGUAACAGAUGUUUGUAACAGGUUAGCCGUGAUGCUAAAAGCUAGUUUUGUAAGAUUGCAAGAGUAUGAGCUGCUGCGCUAACAGACCAUUAUCAGGGCUCGGAAGGUUUGGAGCUGGUUUGCCGUAAUGCUAACACUCAGGCUCAGCAGGGUUAGGAGCUGGUUAGCCAUGAUGCUAACACUCACACUCAGCAGGGUUGGGAACUGGUUAGCUGUGAUGCUAACAGUCUCACAUUUAGAAGGGUUGGGAGCUGGUUAGUCAUGGUGCUAACACUCUCAUUCAGCAGGGUUGGGAGCUGGUUAGCCAUGAUGGGGCAUAUUAGCCACAAUGCUAAUGCACAAUGCUAAUGUUCAGCGUUAAAGCAGAGCACCAAAGCUACAAUGCUAACAGCUGGCCUCGGCAUACCUAUAGUCACGAUGCUAUCAGGAAAGGGCUUGGAAGAUUUGGGGUGGGUUAGCCACUAUGCUAACAGGCGACCCCAGCAGGGAUGGAAUGGACGAACAGGAAAAGGGGGGCGUGGCUUAAUAGUAAGCAUGCUUUAGUGCGACAUCUACUGCUCCUUUAAAUCAGUUAACAAUUAUAUAGCCAUGAUGCUAACGUUCUUGCUCAGCAGGGUUGGAAGGUGGUUAGCCAUGAUGCUAACACUCGCACUCAGCAGGUUUGGGAGCUUGUUAGCUGUGAUGCUAACUCUCUUGCUUAGCAGGAUUCGGAGCUGGUUAGCCGUGAUGCUAACACUCACACUCAGCAGGUUUGGGAUCUAGUUAGCUGCGAUGCUAACACUCUGGUUUAGCAGGUUUUGAAGCUGGCUAGCUGUGAUGCUAACACCAGUAAUACUCAACUCUGAACGGCAAAAGAGCUAGCAUUUAGCACGAUUAGCGGGUAAUGCUAAUGCUGCUCCAGCAGUGCUAGCCAGGGUUUGCAGCAAGCUACAGGCCGAUAAUACUCAACUCUAAUCGGCAAAAGAGCUAGAGCUUAGAGCGGUUAGCAUGCUAAUGCUAAAACUGCUGGAGAACUAAACUGAAACUUCUUUACCUUAGCUUAUAAUUAUAUUAUAUUUUUGGGAAAAUUAAAGGAUUUUAAGUGCGCCAUAUAGUGGAAAAAUACGGUAAAUCUAUAGUCAACUAUAUUUUCAGCUGUUUUAUCGCAAAUAUAUGAAUUAAAACAUCACAAAAACGUUGAAUUUCACACGUCAGCACAUUCAUUACCCCCAGAGGUUUAACUGAGUUAAAGUCUGGAGGACAGUGUUAGUAUUCCGGAGGGCGUGGCAUGUUGAGUCUCAGUGUUAGGUAGCUGCUAUCUUUACCCUUUUUUACCCCGGAAUACAUUUCUAACUCUACAUCGUUGUUUAUCGUAUUGUUCAUUAUUUACCAGAUGCCAUUGUUGUAAAGAAAAUGAAAAAAAAAAAAAAAAAAAGAAACAUCUUUCCGAAUAGGGCUGUACUUUUUUCUGCUUUCAUGUACUUUUUUGUUUUAAUGUUAAGGCUCAUAUUUUUGACCAGUUUAAUAUAAAAAAAAAUGUGUAUUUAUUGCUAUGCUUGAAAAAAUAAGACUGACUUUAGCAAAGACUGUGAAAAAAGUAAAAGUAAUCAGCGUUUUUAUUAAAUCCAUUAAUUUGUGCAAAUUCUGGCGUAAUAAACUAAAAAUAUCAUAUAAAACAAGAAAUAUAAGAAAAACAGUUCCUGUACAAUGAAAAAAAAAAAAAAUAAGAGAGCACAUCAGUUUCUAAACCAGUUUCUCUGAUUUUGCUAUUUAUAGGUUUAUAUUUGAGUAAAAUGAACAUUGUUGUUUUAUUCUAUAAACUACAGACAACAUUUCUCCCAAAUUCCACAUAGAAAUAUUGUUAUUUAGAUCAUUUAUUU